AUGGUUAUUAGUGUUAGCUGUUGUGUUAGAAAGCUGGCGGAACAAAAGGAGGAGGGUUCAUUAAAGCCACUGACGGUUUCAAUGGGUGGGUGGCAAACCAUUUACGAGAAGAAAAGAGGUGAAAUAGGGGUUACUCCUGAUGAACCUUCAUUGUUUCUGUUCCGGUUAAGCGAAAUAAGGGAUCAAAUUGAAUUGGAGCUCUUUAUUGUAGCUGGUAAAAUCCCACCAUUUCCACGUCUUAAUGGAAUGGAAAAUGAGACGUUUCUUUGUAAAGUCAUUCUCGAGAACCAAAUGAAUAAUGGUUGUUCGUUUCAUAACUCCAUUGGAGGGAGAGAUUUGCAAAGAAGAUAUGAGGACAUUAUUAGUUACUUUCUUGCCAAGUGUUUUUAA
This is a messenger RNA of Ilex paraguariensis (yerba mate), 390 nucleotides long. The record is from the annotation of a GenBank genome assembly. Lineage: Eukaryota; Viridiplantae; Streptophyta; Magnoliopsida; Aquifoliales; Aquifoliaceae.